Messenger RNA from Meira miltonrushii, 603 nucleotides. RefSeq lists its product as uncharacterized. The record is from RefSeq and is a predicted model, not a curated record. The transcript has a single exon. The coding region runs from base 1 to 603 and encodes 200 amino acids. Lineage: Eukaryota; Fungi; Basidiomycota; Exobasidiomycetes; Exobasidiales; Brachybasidiaceae.
AUGCAAUCUUACAUCCUAGUAAGGACUGUUCUUUUGUUGUGCUUUUUGCUUGAAACGAUUCAAGUUCUCGGUCAGACGAAAGAGCCAAAAGACUUUGACUUAAACAAAACACCUCCCCCCGAAGAUGGUUCUGAGAAUGAAGGUACAAAAUCACACUAUACAAUAGAGAACAUAAACACGGAAAGCUACAUUCCAGCACCAAAAGAAGCGGACGUCAAUAAAAGUAGAAAGAAAAGAAAGCAGCUAGCAACAGAUCCUACAGAAGAAGCCGAGCGUAAGAAAGUCUAUAAACGUGAAAAGGCGAGAGAAAGGCGAAAAGGUAUUCGUGAGCGUAAGUUGGCCGGUACACUAACUGAAGUCGAUUUGAGAUCACUCGAACUAACAAAAGCAAGAAAACGUAGAUACCGUCAAAAUAAUAAACAAUCUUUAGCGAAAUACUUUAGGGAGUAUCACUUAAACCAUUUAAGUGAAUAUGCGGCUAGAAGUAGGAAAUGGAGACAAGAGAACUUGGAAAAAGCAAGGCAAACGGAUAGACGGAGGCGAGAGAAGAAGAAGAAGCAAAAAGUCGUAAUUCACGAUAGAUCUGCCGAAAAGCACACUUGA